GAGGUAGGGGAAAUUGCGUCACGGGUCACCAGGAUGGCGAUUGGCAGCAUAGCAAGCGAGUACUGUGGAUUUUUUGAACAUAUAUAAUAAGUUUUUCAAUCGUUAUUAUGGUGAUCUAUUGCACUCCGGGCUGCUGUCAACUGAUUAACAGUGCUGAAACAGAUUAUAUUUAGACUGAAACCAGUGCGGAGGUUGACAUCAUCAGAGAUGCGUGCCAGUAGUCGGUUUCUGUGUCGCGAUGCCGCGUCGUCCCUGCUCCUUGCUCACGAGCCGAGGCCGCCACCCCAGCGCCCCCUGUCGAGGAUUCCCGCGACCUCGCAACGCGGCUCGACGCCGCCGCCGCCCUCCCUCUGUCCGCGGCGGCACUUCUUCAAGCUGCCGUCGCUGCCCUUUGGCGGCAAGCGGAAGGACUACUCAGAACAGCGUAUCCUCGGUUACUCGAUGCAGCAGAUGUACAAUGUCGUCGCCGACGUCGACAAAUACCCGGAGUUUGUGCCGUGGUGCACAGACGCGACCAUCGCGAACCGCACCAGCCGACACUUCAACUGCAUGAUGGAGAUCGGUUUCCAUCCGCUGAUAGAGCGAUACAACUCCGUCGUGACUGUGGUGCCCCCGAACCUCGUGCGCUCUGUCUGCACAGACGGGAUGCUGUUCAACCACCUGGAGACGACAUGGCGGUUCAGCCCCGGUAUCCGCGGCAAUGACAGCAGCUGCCGGCUCGAAUUCUCGCUGUCAUUUGAGUUCCGCUCGGUGCUUCACUCGCACCUGUCUUCCGUGUUCUUCAACGAAGUCGUCAAGACGAUGGUCCGCUCGUUCCUGCGACGCGCGAGAGCCCUCUACGGAGAGGCCAGCAUCGUCGAUCAUCGUCGCCCGACCGUCGUCUCGCGGUCUUGACCUCACCGGCGCCCUCUAUAAACCUCCCCUGUCACGCGAGAAUUGUAUGUGGCGUCGACUCGGCGGAGAGCACGUUAGCGAAUUAGGGUUUGAACAUCAGCGUUGUUGCUAGGUGGCGCUUGCAGCCAUUAGUAGUGCCAGUUUACUGGGCGAGUCAUGCACUGUGAUCAUGUGCGCACAAACUGCGCCGGUCAGGUGGCGGCAGGUCAUGCCUACGUGCCAAUGUUAGGAAAUUAAACUGUAAUCUAUACAAAUAAGUUUUUCAGUUUAUUGAAUAGGUAAUGUACGUACGAUGCUAGUUGUGUUUUUGCCGUGCGACUAGACACACAGUAUACAUUGUGUUUGCAUAUGAAUCGGAUGAAAAUCCCAAAUUAUGAAAUGGGAGAUGGCGAAACCGAUUCUUUAUUAUACACUACUGCCAUUACUCAGUAAUUUACUGUUAUUUAUCUAGAUGGGUUGAUAUAUAAAUUAUCACACACUGCAA
This is a messenger RNA of Priapulus caudatus, 1378 nucleotides long. Its product is annotated as coenzyme Q-binding protein COQ10 homolog B, mitochondrial-like. NCBI's taxonomy places the organism in Eukaryota, Metazoa, Priapulida, Priapulimorpha, Priapulimorphida, Priapulidae. The coding region runs from base 208 to 894 and encodes 228 amino acids. The record is from RefSeq and is a predicted model, not a curated record. The transcript is spliced from 2 exons. Gene Ontology annotation, cellular component: mitochondrion. Gene Ontology annotation, biological process: ubiquinone biosynthetic process; cellular respiration. Gene Ontology annotation, molecular function: ubiquinone binding.